This is a messenger RNA of Phalaenopsis equestris, 1427 nucleotides long. Its product is annotated as cyclin-D3-1-like. Gene Ontology annotation, molecular function: cyclin-dependent protein serine/threonine kinase regulator activity. NCBI's taxonomy places the organism in Eukaryota, Viridiplantae, Streptophyta, Magnoliopsida, Asparagales, Orchidaceae. Gene Ontology annotation, cellular component: cytoplasm; cyclin-dependent protein kinase holoenzyme complex; nucleus. Gene Ontology annotation, biological process: regulation of cyclin-dependent protein serine/threonine kinase activity; mitotic cell cycle phase transition. The record is from RefSeq and is a predicted model, not a curated record. The coding region runs from base 84 to 1160 and encodes 358 amino acids. The transcript has 6 exons.
UAUUCCUACUGUCCCUCUCCCUUGUUCACCAUAAGCAAGCCACACCCAAUGAAGAAGCCUUGCUUUUUCCUUACCCAUCCUCAAUGAUAAUCGAUUCAAUCGAGGAGAAGAGAGUAAAGUCGCACCAUUGCAGAGCUCACUCCACAAUGGGAGUUGUCUACGACUACGCUUCUUCCAUUCUCUUAUGCCCCGAGGACAAAAGAAGCAUACUUUGUAUAGAAGAAGAUUUCAAUGGAGAUGCUCAGGGGUGCUUCUCAGCCGAGAUUUCAGACCAAAAAGUUGUUUUUUUCCCGUUACAGACUGAGGAAUGUUUGAAUGCUUUGCUGGGGAAGGAAUCCGAGCAUCUCCCAGCUGCAGAUUAUGCUGAGAGAUUGAUGAGUGGUGUAUUGGACAUCUCUGCUAGAAAAGAUGCUGUUGAAUGGAUUCAGAAGGCUAUUGCUUAUUACAGCUUUGGACCUGUAACUGCAUAUUUAUCUGUAAAUUAUCUGGAUCGAUUUCUCUCCACACACGAGCUCCCACAAGGCAAAGCCUGGAUGAUGCAAUUGCUGGCAGUGACCUGCCUUUCCAUAGCCAUAAAAAUGGAGGAAAAUGAAGUCCCACUAGUUAUGGAUUUACAGAUUUGCAAUGCCAAGUAUGUAUUCGAGGCGAAGACUAUACAGAAAAUGGAGCUUCUGAUGCUGAGCAAUCUCAAAUGGAGGAUGAAAUCAGUAACACCUUUCUCAUUCAUAGACUACUUCUUGCACAAAUUUCAUAGUGGCAGUGCUCCAAAGGAACCAGAGAUCAGUCUUUGCAAAGAUCUCAUUUUGUGUACAGUUAAAGGCAUUGGUUUCUUAAAGUUCAGGCCUUCAGAGGUGGCUGCUGCAGCUGUGCUUGCUGCACUGGUUGAUGAUGGGCUAGUAUCCAUGGACAAGGCUCUGAAGUGUUGUUCAUUUUUGGACAAGGAGAAAGUGAUACAAUGCUAUAAAGCAUUGCAAGGGACAAAACUCAUGGAGAAGAAACUUCUUCCUGCUUCCUCUGUGCCACAGAGCCCAAAUGGGGUGUUGGAUGCCGCAACUCUGAGCUACAAUAGUGAUGAAACCAUUAGUAGCUCACAAGAAAAGUCGCUUAAUAAUUCUCCAACAUCAAAGAAGAGGAAGCUAAAUAACACAUCAGCAUCAUAGAAGUUGGGAUUUAUUCAGCACUGUUUCUGAGAAGCUUCAAGUCUUUUUUUUUUCAUGUCAAAUUUUUGUUUGUUGGAGUCUGUCUCUGAGAUUUGGGGGUAAGUUGUGCAAAAGAUAGUCUUUGACGAGGAAGAAGAGACAACAAGAUGAAACAAGGGAGAAAAUAAGGAGAUGAGGUUAUAGCUCAGGCUUUUAUCUUGAGUGAGGUCAUCUAUUGUGAAGUUUUAAGGCACAAAUACUAGCAAUGGGAGUGAAAUUUGGAGACUA